Molecule: messenger RNA, 2285 nt
Organism: Paramuricea clavata
Lineage: Eukaryota; Metazoa; Cnidaria; Anthozoa; Malacalcyonacea; Plexauridae
Source: the annotation of a GenBank genome assembly
CUUUCAAAACACGAGUUCGUCACGUGCUGACAAGGCAAGCGGUGCAGAAAUAUUUUUCUAUCGUUUUAUAAAUUAUAUCAUUUCUCUGACGCAUUGUUUGUCGCUGGAUGCCUGGAUCGAACAUGAUUUAAUAAACCAAACUUAUCAUGACUUGUCUAUUAUAUUUUAUGGAUUUUAGACGAAUUCUAAAUAUGGAUGUUAAAAGUGGAUUUUGAAUAUUUUGCUCCCAAUUUGUCGUGCCGGCGGAGAACCGGAACUCGUUUUUAGACACAAACACACUUUCUUAAUUUUCAUUUCUUGAACUGAAAUUAUGGAGAGGAACGAUCUACUGCCAACGUUGUUAUUAACGACACAAAAUGCUUCAUCGAUCGGAGAGCCCAUAGAUUAUGGUGUGUGCAGAGAAAUGUUGGAAAAAUCCAUUGGAAAUACAUGGUAUAAAGACAUUCUGUUUGGCAUAUUUUAAUACUAACAAAAUGAAAUAGAUACCCCCUCGGGAAUUACAUACAGAAUGUAUAAACGAGAGCUUAGAAAUCACACUAUUGUUGUGAAGCACAAGAUUUUAUGCUCCUGGGAAUUGAAAAUAGCUUCUAAUCGUAUGAAGGAGAAUAACUACAUAAAAAAUUAUCAAACGAAAUUAAAGUUUUUAUAAAUAACUUCGUCAUGCAUAAAAUUCACUUCAGAAUAGUUUUAUGCAGCCGUGGGUUUAGAAUAGUGCUAUGCAUUCAAAUUCCAAUAAAUUUUAUACACCGUGUACAAGCGAAAUGAAAUAGAUCUCCCCUCAGGAAAUACAUAUAUUUCAAUGAUAAACUCAAUCAGUGAAUCUGAUUUCUGUUUAGAAAUUUGCAUUAUUAUUUUGUGCAUGUAAUAUAUAUUCCCCUGAGAUAUCAUUUUACAAUACAUAUUUAUUUUCAUAUUUAGAAUAAUAAAUCAUUGAUUUUAUACUUGAUUAUAUAAAUCAGCUUUUGGAGAUAUCCGCCGUGCAAUUUUGAUGCUUUCUAUAUAUUUACUAUUAAAUUUUCAAAAUCUCUGGCAUGCAAUUUCCAAACUUUCCAGUUUGGAUCCCAAUUAUUUAUUAGACAGGUUCAGAUUCAACUACCACUACCACUAUCGCUACCUUUGACGGCUCCAUUGGUAGCGGUCACGACAGACUGUUUAGACCUGUUCAGAUUAGAUUUCUCCUGAUGACCUUUGUUACGGUCCCAAAACAAAAACAUGCGACGAUUUCCUCACGCUCUUGCAGUUACUGCGCAUGCGUAACACAUUUAAGGUAGCGGUAGUGGUAGUGGAAGUCAAAUCUGAACCUGUCUAUUAACCCAAUGAGCGCCGAAUAAGUAGGAUGUAAUGCAACUGAAUGGUUAACUUGACACCAGCACUCUGCCCUUGAUGAGUAAAAUUGUCUGGCAUAAGACAGUAAAAUUUAAUAAAGUAGAGCAGUACUCUUUUGGACACCCCAUUCAUAGAACAAGUCAGUGAAGCAGGACAAAAUCUAUUGUUGAUGGUCAGAUGCAUGCUUCGAUGUUACUAUGUAUUUUAAUAUUAUUUAAAAAAAUCAAAUAAUCCAAAAAUGGUCUUCACACAUAUUUCUUCUCUUAAAUUACAAUUUAUUUUAUUAUGACAAAAGGCUAUUGGUUCAUACCAGAGCAGGGCUCCCACGCCAGGAUUUGUAACAUGGUUAUGGUAUUAAAAGAGUGCAAUUUGUAUGUGGAAACCAGGUCAUCAAUGUAAAUUGACUCAUGCUGUGUCGAUGUUCCUUAGCUGCCAUUUUGUUCUGACUUGUAACUGUCAAAACUUAACCAGGCUAGACUUUUUUUUAUUUAUUGGUUUGCAGAUUUUAGUUGAAAAAAAAACAGGUCGGUAGGUCGGAAAAAAUUUUUUAAAAAUAUUGUUUUUCAAGAUUGUCAUAACAAUAACCAGCAGUACUUAGAGUCAAGGUUUACUUGGCGUGUACUUUAUGUCACCCUAAAUUAACUAAAAUUAACUACUGUAAAAUCGUAAAAUUGUUGACAUCCAAUUUUUUUUUAUUUUUCGCUUUUCUGAAUAUUUACCAUCGGUGGAUCCGUAAACCAAUGAAUAAAAAAGUCUCACCUAAAUAAAUAAAUUCUUAUUAAUUUGUUUCUUGCAGUAUAACAUAUUGGAACCUGGCAUUACUGGCACCGAAUGUGAUAUUUCUGAUUUUUUUGGCCUACCAUAUUGGCUUAUUCUACAGAAUGUUUCAACGACAUAAUUUUCCAAUGGUCAAAACUCUGCUUAUAUUGGUAAACUUUGUAAUUUAAAGCUGUAUAUAU